Messenger RNA from Malania oleifera, 1802 nucleotides. RefSeq lists its product as uncharacterized. The coding region runs from base 213 to 1448 and encodes 411 amino acids. The transcript has 5 exons. Gene Ontology annotation, molecular function: nucleic acid binding; zinc ion binding; 3'-5'-RNA exonuclease activity. Lineage: Eukaryota; Viridiplantae; Streptophyta; Magnoliopsida; Santalales; Ximeniaceae. The record is from RefSeq and is a predicted model, not a curated record. Gene Ontology annotation, biological process: exonucleolytic trimming to generate mature 3'-end of 5.8S rRNA from tricistronic rRNA transcript (SSU-rRNA, 5.8S rRNA, LSU-rRNA).
GUGGCCCACUCUUCCGAGUUACCAGUUACCACUUUCCUUCUUUUAAAGUUCCCCCCGUCUCUAUUUCGUCUCUGUAAUUCUCUCGUUCGCCGGCCUACCCAUCUUUCCCCCAACGCUCUCGCUUCCUCCUUUUGAGCCCAAACUCAAGGCGGGGAAAAUUCUCGAGGGAGAUCUGAUGUUCACGCUUGAGAAUAUCAACCAUAUACGAGAUCAUGAUUGCCCUUCAGCAUAAAGUAACUAUGCCGAGGGACUCUGAGGCAUCCAUACAAUGCCUCCAAAACAAGGGACUCCCUUUUAUUUUGCGUUGUGAUGUGAAUCCAACUGGCGGCUUUCCAGAGCGAAAGGAAGAAAUAAAUGCUCAUCUAGGCGGGGAUGUUACGAAAUCGGAGCACUUGCUAGGCAAUGACUCUCUUGAACCUCAUGCUGAAUAUGGCAAACCUACCAUGCAACAGGACUCUGGUUUGUGGUCAAAUUGCUGUUAUGAUCCUAGGAAGGUUCAGCAGUGCCCAUCAAAUUCUUUUGUGAGGCAAAUUUGUUAUUGCCCUUUGGAUAGCCGAUGCUCUGCAUUAAAUAUCUUUUCUCAAAGUCAGGGGUACCCCUAUGAAUUCCAGUUUCAGGAGUUCCAAUAUUUUGUGGUCAUAGACUUCGAGGCUACCUGUGAUAAGGUAAAGAACCCUCAUCCACAAGAGAUAAUUGAGUUUCCAUCUGUCAUAGUGAGCAGUUUGACUGGCCAACUAGAAGCUUGUUUUCAAACGUAUGUGCGACCAACUUGCAAUCAACUCCUCAGUGAUUUCUGCAAGGAUCUGACUGGCAUCCAGCAAGUUCAGGUUGAUAGAGGUGUUACUCUAAGUGAAGCUCUCCUUAGGCAUGAUAUAUGGCUUGAAAAGAAAGGAAUAAAGAACACCAAGUUUGCUGUUGUGACAUGGUCAGACUGGGAUUGUCAGGUAAUGUUGGAAUCUGAAUGCCGAUACAAGAAGAUUCAGAAGCAUCCUUAUUUCAAUAGAUGGAUCAAUUUGAAGGUCCCUUUCCGUGAGGUUUUUGGUGGUGUGAGGUGUAAUUUAAAAGAGGCAAUCCAACUUGCUGGGUUGUCAUGGCAGGGGCGGGCUCACUGUGGCCUUGAUGAUGCCAAAAACACUGCGCGGCUUCUCGCCCUUCUUAUGCAACGAGGCUUCAAAUUCUCCAUUACAAAUUCACUGAUGUGGGAGUCUACUGAUCAUUCCUUAUCAUGGAAGCACCCGUCCUUUCUCGCGCAUCACCAUCAUUGUAGGCUGAUCAAUCUGAAUAUUGGUCAAUUCCAGUCACAUCCUUGCUGUUUCUGUGGGGUUAAGAGCUGCAAAGGAAUAGUUUGGAAACCAGGCCCAAAGCAAGGAAGGAUCUUUUUUGUCUGUGGGAACUGGACUGUUGCUGGCGGUCCUUGCUGCCGUUACUUCCAAUGGGCUUCUCUCUGAUCUGAAAGCGUGCUCUCUUCUGUAAAAAAAUAUCAAGAAAAAAGAAUUUGGGUCUUCUGAAAUUUGAGCAAAUUUAGCAUUAGCUAAGCUGCUUGGUGAGAUUUUCUCCCUAAGAAAAAGUAAAUAUUGUAGUGGAUAGUUUGUGCGGCAGUGGCAGAGGCAGAGGCGUCAAUAACGUAGGCUGCUGAGGAGAUGAGGUUGAACCUGUAGGACUAACUCUAUUUGUUGGCAGUGGAGUAGAGGGAACUAUUUGGGCAUGUUAGGUGGAAUGGUACACUCAAUGUUCCUGCAUGCUUAUUAAUAAAUAACACAGAUGGACUGCUUUUUCUUUCAUCUGUUUUUCUCUUUGUUUAA